AUUUAAUUUGAUGGUAUAAAGAGUUUUCGAGAAGUUUGGAAGGCGGCAUGUUCGUCGAUGUCGGGAGCCGAAAUCGUAAUCCCCGAAAUGAAAACUUAUCUAGUUCGUCCAACUGAUUUCGUGGGGCCUUGUCGCUCGAAGGUGACGUUGAGGGUAAGUGCUAUUGUUUACGGUUUUAUUGUUGCACCACAAGAUCCGGAAGUUUGGGAUGGUUUAGACGUAAAUAAAUGGCUCUAUUUCCGAAGAGUGAAUCGCCUCAAUAUCGAAGGUGCCGGUGGAUUGAUCAAUGGAAUGGGGCAUGAAUGGUGGGCCCGGUCUUGCAAGAAAAACGAAUCGAAUCCUUGCACAAACGCGCCAACGAUGGCUGCAUUAUAUAUAACAAUGCAGGCGGUUACUUUCGACAAAUGCAAGAACUUGAAAGUGAUAAAUAUUACUAUAUUCAACAGCCAACAAACUCACAUUGCGUUCACGCACUGUAAGGGUGUGGAAGCUUCCGGAAUCAUACUCAUGUCAUCGGAUAGCCCUAGUACCAACGGGGUCCACAUAAGCGCGUCGACCAAUGUUGAACUCGACACUAUUACUGUCAGCACAGGCAAUGAAUGCAUAUCGAUAGGGAGUAAUUCCUCUGCUAUUCGCAUGAAAAAUAUUUUCUGUCGACUAGGCCAUGGUAUAAGCAUCGGAAGUUUGGGAAAAUACAAUUCAUCUGGUAUAGUCGAGGAUGUUGUAUUAAACCGAGCAUUUUUCUUCCAUACUGAAACUGGUCUGAGGAUCAAAACAUGGCAGAAAAUGCAGACUUCGUCGGUCAGAAUCGAAAACGUGUCUUACAUCGGAAUCAGAGGAACUUCAGCCACAGACGAAGCUAUAAAAUUUGCAUGCAGUGACAGCUGUCCAUGUAAAAGAUUACUUCUCGAAAAUAUUGAACUCACGACUUUUGAAUGGAAACGCUGCAAAGUCCUUUUGCUGGGAAGCAUACGGAAGAAACUCGAGAUUAGUGUAUCCGCCUUCUUGUGUUUCAUCAGGUGAUAUUAUCAUUCGACAUCAAAUUCAAUUCAAUUCAACGAGCUGGCGUAACGAUCAAUUUGCACUCUUUUAA
Messenger RNA from Erythranthe guttata (spotted monkey flower), 1093 nucleotides. The record is from RefSeq and is a predicted model, not a curated record. Lineage: Eukaryota; Viridiplantae; Streptophyta; Magnoliopsida; Lamiales; Phrymaceae.